This is a messenger RNA of Thunnus maccoyii (southern bluefin tuna), 582 nucleotides long. Its product is annotated as follitropin subunit beta-like. Gene Ontology annotation, cellular component: extracellular region; cytoplasm. The transcript has 2 exons. Gene Ontology annotation, biological process: G protein-coupled receptor signaling pathway. The record is from RefSeq and is a predicted model, not a curated record. The coding region runs from base 4 to 435 and encodes 143 amino acids. Lineage: Eukaryota; Metazoa; Chordata; Actinopteri; Scombriformes; Scombridae. Gene Ontology annotation, molecular function: hormone activity.
AGCAUGCCUUUGUUUGUGUUCAAAUGCAUGCUGCUUUGUGUGUUGACGAGUGGAACAGUGUGUGCCUGUAUGCUGAAGAAUCAUACCAUAUGGAUUGAGAGGCACGACUGUGCCCAGUGUGUGGCUAUCAACACCACCAUCUGCAGUGGCUACUGUUACACACAGGACACCAAUUUGAAAGGACGGUUUGGAAGGACUUUCCUGAUCCAGCGUAGCUGUGUGCCUCUCUCCCUGGUGUACCAAGCUGUUCAUUUUCCAGGCUGUCCUCAGAAUGUCAACCCACAGCUGUAUUUUCCUGUGGCCCUCUGUUGUAGCUGUAGACGCUGUGACUCACGCACACACCACUGUGUCCGCUCCAGCCAAAUCCCUCAUGACCGGUGCACUAUGGCACUUGGAAGUUUGAAGAAUGAGAACCAGCCCGCUUUCGAAACCUGAACCAGAAUACUGAUACCAGCAAUUCACGUGUAUAGCAAAUGAUGCAGCUGCUACCGUGGACCAGGUCCAUGUUACCAUGGACCAGCAGUGUUUGUGGUGCACCUCAGCUCCUCAGCUGUUCAUGUUUAUGUUUUCUCUAGUUUGUUA